Stegodyphus dumicola is the source of this 3168-nucleotide messenger RNA. Its product is annotated as regulator of G protein signaling loco-like. Lineage: Eukaryota; Metazoa; Arthropoda; Arachnida; Araneae; Eresidae. The record is from RefSeq and is a predicted model, not a curated record. Gene Ontology annotation, molecular function: GTPase activator activity; protein binding. Gene Ontology annotation, biological process: signal transduction; regulation of G protein-coupled receptor signaling pathway. Gene Ontology annotation, cellular component: cytoplasm; nucleus; plasma membrane.
UGAUUUCUCUAAUUUGCAGGAGUUUCUGAAAAAAGAAUUCAGCCAAGAAAAUAUAACUUUUUGGAUAGCAUGUGAGCGUUACCGACAGUUAAAGGAUCAAGCAUUGAUGGCUCAGAUGGCUAAAGAGAUAUAUACCAAGCAUCUAUGCAUAGGAGCUUAUGAGCCAGUAAAUGUUGAUAGCCAUGCCCGGCAAGUUGCACAAGAAGGUUUGGAUUCACCGACUCCUGAACUUUUUCUUCCAGCUCAAAAACAGAUAUUUAAUUUAAUGAAAUUUGAUUGCUACCAGAGGUUUCUUAAAUCUACGAUGUUCAAAGAAUGCAUGCUGCGAGAAAUGCAAGGGCAACCAUUGCUAUAUCCAGGACAAGUUCUUGAAUCUGGUAAUUCUUGUGAGAGUGAUAAACAGAAAGUUUCUGUGGAAUUAAAAAAAAGGAAAUCUUUGAUUCCCUGGCAUAAAUUAAGUAAAACAAAGUCUAAUGAAUCAAAGAAUGGAGGAGGUAGACUUUGGGAUAGACACUGUGAAAUUCGAAAAUCUUUGAAGAAAAAGAAAAAAGAGAAAGAAUCUCAGAAAUUGGAUGAUACUAGUUCUACUCAAUCAGAUAUGACAGACAGUAGAUCAUCAUUAACUAGUAGUGAAACUGGUGUUGGAAUGCUUUAUAAAAAUGUAUCAUCAAGAGAAUCACUAAAUUCUGCUGAAUUAACUUUGUUUCCGAGUCAUUGUGGCUCAGAUGGUUAUUAUUGUCGAGUAAUACUGCCAGAUCUUUCUACAACUGUUGUGAAAACUCAGAAAGGGGAGACAGUUGGAGAAAUGUUGUUAAAACUUCUUGAAAGACGGAGUUUGACAUAUAAUGCUGUAGAAGCCUAUGUUGUUGGAUCACACCAGCCUUUAGAUCAUGGCACAGAUGUGACAACAUUAAGCUGCAAAGAAAUACGAGUAGAACAAGUAAUUUUAUUUUGCAUUGAUUUACCAAAUAAAAAAACAAUUGGAGUGAAAGCAAAGAAUAAUAAAGUAUGUGGAGACAUUUUGAAACCAGUUCUUCACAAGUAUGGAUAUAAAAUGGAUCAUGUCACAAUGACUGUGGCAUCUUUGCAGAAACCGGUUGUCAAGAGUGCUCCAAUUACUAGCAUUGAUAAUCAGAGGAUACUCAUAGAAGUGAAGGAUUCUUUUUCUUCUGCUUCAGGUAUGUCUGAGUAUUUAAAUGACAAAGAUAAGCUACCUGAAAAUGAUAUGAAAUCAACACAUUCCUUCCCAGAUCUUGAGGAGCUUACUAAUCAGAUAUUUGAUGACCUUCUGAAGACAAGGCCAGAAUUUCAGUUUGAUGGCUUAGGAGUAAUUGAUAUUGAAAGGAAAUGCGAUGCGAAGAAGAAUCCUGUUUCAAAAUCGUCAUAUUUUUAUCAUCAUGCACGUUCUCAGAUAGAUAUCGAUAGAGCUGCACUAAAGUGUAAACUACAACCUAUUGCUAGAUCAGAAGGAAUGAAGUCACUAGUUGAAAAUAAGGCUCUGUUACCUCAUAAUCCAUCACGAGUCAUAAAUGUUUAUCCAGGAGAUUCUUCAUGUUUACAGUGUGUGAAAAAUCAAACAUCCGAGUCAAAGUUUGAGAUGGGGACAAAGGAUAGCUCUCAUGGUAAAGAAAAUUGCCCUGUUCCCACUAAAAUUGAAAUGAAGUCUUCUUUGCCAUUUAAUAGCACUGAUGCUGAUUUUGGCUUAUCUACAGCUCUUCAAAGUCUAGAUCAUAAUUUGUCGCCAGAAUUAGUAUAUUCUCCUAACCAGCUGGCUGAGAAAUAUUUCCCAAGAGCUUGUUAUUCUACCAAUGAAUUUGAAGAAACACAUUCUGAAAAAUUCCUUCAAAAUCUUGGUAUUGUUCCAUCUGUGGUCGGAAAUUUGAAAUCAAGAUCUGGUGCUUGGCCUGUUUCCAAACCCACAGUUUCUGCCUUAUCACAUCCUCCUCCAAGGCUUCCGCCUCGUGUUAGGCCCACUGAACAUAAAGAUGCAGUAUUAUUGUCGGCGAAUUCAUCUCCUACAUCAAAUCUAGAUUCAACCCUUACAGCUAAUGAUAGUUUUGAAUUAGAUUUGGACAUAGAUGUGACAUUAAGGGCUCAUUCGGAUGAAUCUCUAUCUCCUUCGAGAAUUGGCUAUUUGUUGGAAGCAUCAAACCAGGGUGAAGAUCUCCCCCUAGAAAGAGAUGUUUCUAAAGAGGCUUCAUUUUCACAACUACCUCUACGAAGACUGUCAUGUGAACCUCCUCCUGUUCCUCCUAAAGCCCUUGCCAGAGGUCCUCCUCCUCGACCACCAAGCCGACAACUUGUUCAUAUUAACCCAGCUUUUUGUCUCACAUCAGAUGAAGAAGCAUCAGAAGAUGGUGAAAGUGUGGAAAAUAGUGCAAAUAUUGGCUCAUUUCAGCCCAAAACUGAUUAUCUGGAUCUUGGUAAAGACUAUGGAGAGUUCAAUAUCAGCUUUGUUUAAUAAAUGAUUGUUUUUAGCAAGAGAAUAAAUUUCUCUACUUCAGUCCUUAGACUUAAAAUUGUUUAUGGAGCAACUGCCAGCACAGUUAAUCUUUGUACAGCUGCUUAAAAUGAUUAGAAAGUAUAUUUAUGGAAAUAUUGUAUUUUAUUGGAUUUUUGUGACUUGUAACUAUUUUUGUAAUAUAUCAGUAUAUUUAUUUUGUUAAUCUAGAUUUAAAAGAUUAUAUAUUUUAUAAAUAAAAAGCAGUAAACAGUACUUUAGAGGAAGAAUGAAAUUUUUUACAUUGUUGUAUUUUUAUUACAUCAUCUAAAUUUUCAUCUUAAGUCCUUAGUAUAUAUUUAUGGAUUGUCAAUCUCAGAAUAUGAAAAGCCAAUUUGGAUACAUUUUUGAUAUUGCUUUUAGGAAAUAAUUUUGAAUUUCACAUUAAUUCCUUUUAGUCAUAAAUUAUACAUUUCAGGUUUUCUUCGAAUGUAAUGUGAGUUUUUAAGAAUAAAAUAUUGCUCAUUGAAUUACUUAUACUUGCUCAUAGAUGCUACAUUUUCUUUUUUGUUUUGGUGAUGUUCCUAGUGCCACAUGUGCCUAACACCUGUGCAAAGUGCUGCUAUAUUUGAAGAUGCAGAAUGCAGUUGAAAAUGUGGUAUGUUAAUUACUCGCCUAAAAUUCAUCCUCUUGAAACUGUGAUUAAAUAAAUGUACACUUUUUUUGUA